Molecule: messenger RNA, 3462 nt
Organism: Pararge aegeria (speckled wood butterfly)
Lineage: Eukaryota; Metazoa; Arthropoda; Insecta; Lepidoptera; Nymphalidae
Product: short-chain dehydrogenase/reductase family 16C member 6-like
Exons: 7
Coding region: 360-1445 (361 amino acids)
Cellular component (GO): lipid droplet
Molecular function (GO): oxidoreductase activity, acting on the CH-OH group of donors, NAD or NADP as acceptor
Source: RefSeq, a predicted model, not a curated record
UCUCAGCGCUCAGUGUACGUUCAGUCGAUCAUCAGAGUCGCGCGUCGGUACCGUCAUAACGAAUUUAUAUAUUCGUAGCGCGCGACACGCGUUCCAAAUUAAACAUUUUUUUAUUUUUUAUUAAGACCAGUCUUCCGCUUUCGUUCGUUGAAGAACGAUUUCGAAGACGCCGAAACCUAAGUGAUUCCGAGUGACCGUGAACAGCUGAUUCCAUUUUGGUGUUAAAUAGUGCAAAUAUUUGAUAAAUGGUUUCUUAAACUGAUGCUUUGAUGGGCCAAGUAACCAAAGAAGAUAUAGGUCGAACAGCAAGUAAUGCUCAAUAGAUAAGUUCAGUCAGAACAUAAAAUAACAAUAACAAAAUGUCAACAGAAACACAAGAAUACAUGAAUGGCAUGAGGCCUGGACCUUUGACGAGAGAGAUACCAGAAUGCAUGAGAGAUAAGUACACUGUUGUACAAACAGUUUUUGAUGUACUUGCAUUCUUAAUGGUCGCGAUUGGAUACAUCAUUCAAGCAAUAUAUAGGACAAUUGUUGGAUACCCAAAGAAAGAUCUCAAGGGUAGCAUAGCUCUUGUGACAGGUGGUGGAGGGGGCCUGGGCAGUCUUAUAGCCCUAAGGCUAGCAAGGCUUGGCUGCGUCGUUGUUUUAUGGGAUAUAAAUAAACAAGGGCUUGAAGAUACAGUUAAAUUAGUCAAAGGAGUUGGAGGCAAAUGCUUCGGCUACGUGGUGGAUCUAACUAAGCGGGACGACAUCUACCGGGUGGGCAAACAAGUCGAUCAAGAAGUCGGCAGAGUGUCGCUUCUGAUAAAUAACGCAGGCGUUGUUUCCGGACACUACUUGCUGGACACUCCGGAUCAUCUCAUUCAGAGGACUUUUGAUGUAAACAUUUUAGCGCAUUUCUGGACAGUGAAAGCAUUCCUGCCGGCGAUGAUCGAGCAGAAUGAGGGCCACAUAGUCACGAUAGCCUCCAUGGCCGGCCAUGUUGGAGUCGCCAAGCUUGUGGACUACUGCUCAUCCAAAUCAGCGGCUUGCGGGUUCGACGAAGCCUUAAGACUGGAGUUAGAAGUCAAAGGUGUAAAAGGAGUCAACACAUCACUUAUAUGCCCGUACUUCAUACGUGCAACUGGAAUGUUUGAAGAGGUCAAUUCAAGAUUCGUGCCAACACUGAGCUCGAACGAGGUGGCGGAUCGCGUGGUGAUGGCGAUCCGCACCAACGAGCCCAUCGCCGUCAUGCCUACCUACUUCCGCCUGUUGCUGCCAUUCAAAUGGCUAGUGCCAUGGCCGUGCAUAUCUGAACUGAUACGCGGCUUAGUACCAGACGCGGUGCCCGAGUCGAUGCGCAUCACACAUCGCAGAAACAAGUCUGAAGACAUUCGCAACAUGGUAAAGAGCGAUUCACGCCCCAUGACCGUAGUACCUCCAGCAAGACACGAAAGAGAAGUUUGACCGCGCCUGUACCAUACCUCUUUACUUCUAACGUUAGGGCAAUUGUGGGAUUUAAGGGCAAAGUUAUAGUUCGGGAUAAGUGGAAGGUAACAAAAAUUUUAGCUAUUAUAAUGCCGAUCCGUAUUUCGAAACCAUAAAGUCUUCUCCAAAAAGAACGCGUAGGUACGCGGCGCUAUAAACGUUGAGAACACAAAACUGAGCUAUGCGACAUCUGACUAACGCACUAACACGCGCUAAGUACGCGUUCUAUUUGGAAAAGCCUUAAAGGUAUUUUAACAUUUAAGGACAACAUGCCACGUUGAUCAUAAUAUAAUUAAAUAUUUUACUUUACCGGGUUGGCUGUAACUGAUGCGGAGCUCCAAUUUCAGAGUACAUAAUACUCUGAAAUUGGAGCAAUAAAAUCACAGACAGAAAUAUGCUAAAACGAAAAACGAAAAUAUUAUAAAUAUUCACAAAACUAUUAGGUUUAUAUUUUGUGAUGUCUGAAAGAAUCAAAAUAAUUCAAUGGCUCGCCUGAUAUUGAUUGGUGAUAAAAUUAAUUGAAUUUUUAAUGUGUAAUCAAAUUUCAAGGACCAAAUUGAAGCUGCCUUAUUCACAAUGCCUUAAUAAAUAUAAAUAGAUAAUAAUGGAUUCUGAAUAAUACGUUACUAUAUUGUGAUACGAUUAUUGGUAUAUCUAAUUAUAUUAUUAUAGCUAUGAAAAAAAUAUUUUAUAGUUGUUGCUGAAGUUACGUGACACUCAAAAAACAUGAAUGUUGAUAGAAAUAAUAUGCCUGCUAAUUUGGUGAUGGUAUAAACGUUAUCUUUUGAGAAAAGAUCGUCGAAAUGCAAUUAUAUUUAGCUUAAUAACCUAGGUACGUAGCGUCAUUUAGAUACUACAAAUUAAAUUCUCCUGUGUAGAUUACAAUUAUAAUAUGGUUUGGAGCACUGAUUUAUUUAUCGAACGAGAAAUUUAAACAUUUGAAGAUUUUUUUUUUUAUUGUAUAUUGUUUAGUGAAAUUAUUAUACGUAUUUUAAUGAAAGACAACGUAUUACUUAGUCAAAAUAACGUGUCACAAACAUCUUAUUUUUAAAAAGCGUUUCUAUUUUCUUUAAGCUAAACUUUACUUAAAAUCACAAAGAUUUAUGGUGGUACUUAGAUUGUACAGUUUAUUUUCGUUAGUGAUGGGGUGUUUUUUUGUUAUAUAUACUUUUUUUUUUUAUAAAUAAGAUUAAUGUGAUAGUUUGAAAUAGCAUCGGUUUGAUAUAUGUGCACCCCAAAUGUCGGUAAACACCUCGUUGCAUUAAUUAGGUAUGCUCGAAUUACUCCGUAGGUUUACACGUUGCUCAAUUACAAGGUUUUAUAUUGUAUUGUUUUGUACAUAUGAUUAUAUACAUCACGAUAUGUAAUGUGGCUUAUGUGGGUACUUUAGUCUUCCAUUUUAUUCGAUUGGUGGAAGGCGACGGAUCACGAAGUGAUUGUGAUAUAAUUAAGUAUAAAUUAAGAAUAUCGUACAAGCAUCGGCAAAUAACUUGAUUUCAAAAUAAUGUUUAAAUUGAACUGAGUGACAAAACAACAUUUUUGAGUUUACAUAUUUUUUUUACAAUUAAUUCUUGCUUGCUUGCUUAAUUUAUUAGUUGUUCUAUAAAAUAACUCAACUUUAAAAAAAAUCUAAUAUAAUUUUGUAUGAAAAUCUACACAAACGGAUUUACGUUUCAAAGUGCUUAUAUUAGACCUACUUAAACUACAAUAUUAAAACCCAAAAAGUCUCGGACAUUAGUUUCAUUUUUAUUUGUUCUAUAUAUAUUGCCUAUUUUAUGUUAAAAAUCUAUCAAUUACAGAAAACUUGAAUUACAUAACUAGCCUAUUCAUUCAGCAAGUAUUAAUAUUAUUAUUAAAAAUCCAUGUUUAUUUGCCGAUACAUCAUACACCUAUAAUGAUAUUGAAAUGUUAUCUUUAUGUAGGUUUCUUGCUCUUUUCCUUCUAAAAUUUGUUAAUCAAAUUUUUAAACCUAUAUAAAAUUAAAUUAUUGUUUUUA